AUGGUCAGUAAAUACACUGCAAAUGCAAUGAAGAGACAUGAUAUAUUAACUAGUAGCAAUUUCGAGAGAAAUAAAAAAUAUAGAGUAAAUGAUACCAAAAUUAUGCCAAUUUUUGAGCCUUCAGGUUUACUUGAAAGUGAAUCGAACAAGAGGGAAGGCUUUGCUUCAAAACAUGUCGAACCCGCAGACUCUAUUGUUCCUAUACACUAUUGGAAUGAGAGGAAAAUAACAGUUGCAGAUAGACCUAUAAUUAAGAGUAUUCUUUACAAACAAGGUAUUAAAAAACCUUUAAGAGAAUUCUACCUAGACGACAAAAACCAUUAUAUAAUCGGUAGAUUGCUGGAUACAAGCAUCAAAGAUAAGAACAAUGAAGAAAAAGAUUCGUUGAUGCAGGAUAUCCCUAUUCCCGACGAAGGGUGCUCAAAAGAACAUUGUGUAAUACAGUUCAGGCAAAAGCAUGACAAACUACUUCCUUAUAUUCUAGAUCUGAAUUCCUCCAACGGAACAUGUUUAAAUGGGACCCUUAUACCAAAAUCGAGAUAUAUAGAAUUGCGUAACGCAGACAGCAUUACGUUCUCAGAAUUUCCAGAGGAUUCAGAGUACGAACUUAUAUUCAUAAAUAGUCAGCUAUAA
Molecule: messenger RNA, 633 nt
Organism: Kazachstania africana CBS 2517
Lineage: Eukaryota; Fungi; Ascomycota; Saccharomycetes; Saccharomycetales; Saccharomycetaceae
Gene: PML1
Product: Pml1p
Exons: 1
Coding region: 1-633 (210 amino acids)
Biological process (GO): maintenance of RNA location; mRNA splicing, via spliceosome
Cellular component (GO): nucleus
Molecular function (GO): protein binding; mRNA binding
Source: RefSeq, a predicted model, not a curated record